This is a messenger RNA of Diuraphis noxia (Russian wheat aphid), 1758 nucleotides long. Its product is annotated as piggyBac transposable element-derived protein 4-like. The record is from RefSeq and is a predicted model, not a curated record. Lineage: Eukaryota; Metazoa; Arthropoda; Insecta; Hemiptera; Aphididae.
AUGCAAUUAAAUGAGAGUUCUAUAGUUGACUGUCUUUACGAAGAUUUACCAUCAGACGAUCAAAGUUGUACGACCGUAGAUGAUACAGAUGAUGACCAGGACUACUUACCUCCACAAAAGGCCAUAAUGGUAGUAGAAGAAGAUAACGAAGCUAGUGAUGAUACAGAUAAUUUUUCACAAAUCGAAGUGCCUAUUAAUCAUACCCAAAAUGCUAUCGAAUUCAAUUUCAUACCACCGACAUGGUCAAAAAACGAAAAAUUUUCAAUUGACCCAUUAUCCGAUUUUAUUGGAACAACAGGCCCUAGUGAUUUAAUCGACAAAGAACAAGAUCAUACACCAUUUUCAGUUUUCAAACUCUUAUUUUCCGAUGAAGUCAUAAAUUUAAUAGUAGAACAAACUAAUUUAUAUGCCCAGCAAAGAUAUAUGAAGACAGGAAAAUUGUAUAUGAAAACUACCAAUCAAGAAAUUAUGACAUUUCUAGGUAUAAAUAUAUUGAUGGGUAUAAAAAGAUUACCUAGCUAUAGAGAUUAUUGGUCAUCAGCACCAGACCUUCACGACAGUUAUAUAAGUCAAUUAAUGACGGUUAAUCGUUUUGGUUGGUUGCUGUCUACUAUGCACCUAAAUGAUAACAACAUGAUGCCUAAAAAAGGUGAAAUAGGUUAUGAUAAACUUUAUAAAGUUAGGCCAUAUUUAACAAWUUUGAAAUAUAAUUUUCAAAAGUAUUAUAAUCCUGACAAAAUUAUUGCGGUCGACGAAUCCAUGAUCAAAUUUAAAGGACGAUCAACUUUGAAACAAUAUAUGCCGAAAAAGCCUWUUAAAAGGGGAUACAAGGUUUGGUCACUUGCAGAUAAAAAAGGGUACUUAUGGAAUUUCGAAAUAUAUUCAGGUAAAGUUGGUGAMAAUGUGGRAAAAAAUUUAGGCGGUCGUGUUGUAAAAGAUUUAUCGUUUCCAUUACAGAACAAAAACCAUCAUCUUUAUAUUGAUAAUUUUUUUACGAGUUUGCCCCUCCUUUCAUAUUUGAAAAUGAAAGGAAUAAAUGCUUGUGGAACAAUAAAUUUAACGAGAAAAUAUUUACCAAAAUUAUGUCCAGAUAAAAAUAUGAAACUGGGAGAUUAUGACUGGCAAAUAACUGAUCAAGAUAAUAUAUCUAUAGUAAAAUGGAAGGAUAAACGAAUCGUUAGUUUAUUAUCUAAUUUUCACGAUCCACAAAAUGUAACCCAGGUGCAAAGGAAGUCCAAAGAUGGUUCUGCAAUUAUAGUUAAUUGCCCUAAAGUUCUACAAGACUAUAAUAAUAAUAUGAAUUGCGUCGACAAGUUUGAUCAGAAUAAAAAAUCUUACCAAAUGGACAGAAAAAGUCACAAGUGGUGGCAUCGAAUUUUUUUUUAUUUUAUUGAUGCUUCAAUAGUUAAUGCCCGUGUUAUUUWUAAAGAACUGUGUCCAGAAAAAACAACAUUAAAACAGUUUAAACGUGAUAUUUCAAGAGAAUUUGUAUCGAAAACGUCAGUGCAAAAACGACGUAUGACUGUAGAGCCGUCAUCGCCAUCGCCAGUUAGUAUAAAAAAAGGAAAACCAACAGUUUCCCCAUCAAUAAGAAUGGAACAAUCCGCACAUCAACCUACAAGAUCGACAAGAAGAAGAUGYACAUUAUGCAGCACAAAAGAUAACGAAACUCGAACAAAUUGGAAAUGUUCAAUUUGUGAUGUUCCGUUAUGCUUGGGAAAAAACAAGACUUGCUUUGUACAAUACCACAGUAGUUGA